Messenger RNA from Colletotrichum destructivum, 899 nucleotides. RefSeq lists its product as uncharacterized. Bases 103 to 747 code for a protein of 214 amino acids. NCBI's taxonomy places the organism in Eukaryota, Fungi, Ascomycota, Sordariomycetes, Glomerellales, Glomerellaceae. The record is from RefSeq and is a predicted model, not a curated record. The transcript has a single exon.
AAGCAUCUCUCACACCUUACAAUCGCUCUUCUUUUAGACAAGACUUUCACCGGUCUCUCAGUUUAAUAACCCCGCUGUCUGACAACUCAAGCCAGCUCCAAGAUGCAGUCCAAGCUCCUCAUCGUCGCUGCCGCUGCCACCGGCGCCGUCGCCAUCCGGGACCUCUCCGGGACAUUCCCGCAAAACUUCCGCCGCGGUGCCGACGCCCUCGAGGCCCGUGACGAGGCGGCCUGCUUCUCCGUCGUCGCCGAGCACGCUACCCUGACCGCCGACUUCCCCGAGUUGCCCACGGCCCUUGCCACUGCCACCGACAUCCAGAUCCCCCAGAUCACCGACCCGUGCCAAUUCCCUUCUGUCACGGGCUCCGCCGGCCAGCUCGUCACCUCGUACUCGUCCGCCCUGCAGUCCUGGCAGGACGCCCACAUCACCGAGAUCCGCUCGCUCUGGUCCGCGUGCAGCGACGUGCCGCAGAUCUCCUCCCUGCUCGACGAGUACGGCAACGUCAUCUGCUCGACCGCGCUGGCGCCCAUCACCGCCAACGGCACCGCCGCGACCACGGCGACGGCGACGGCGACUGUUACCGGCGAGGUUACCGUCACAACCACCGGCGACGCCACCGGUGCCACUGCCUCGGGCGACGCUGCGUCGACGACUGCCUCCCCCGCUGCCGCCGCUCCCCGCGAGACGGGAUUGUUCCUAGCCGCUGCCGCCGCCGCCGCUGGCUUCGUCGGUGCCGCAAUGCUCUAAGCUUUGGGAUAGCUGUGACCGAUGACAAUGGGAUUGGGACCACAAGAUGUACAUGAGGAUAAGCCAAGUGUUGGAACAAGGGAUAUGAUCGGUUGCUCAUAUGACGGCCUCACGAUGUCUUGAGGGCUCAUUGUCAACCGUAGCAUACUCAU